Messenger RNA from Oncorhynchus masou masou (cherry salmon), 1515 nucleotides. RefSeq names its product AT-rich interactive domain-containing protein 5B-like. NCBI's taxonomy places the organism in Eukaryota, Metazoa, Chordata, Actinopteri, Salmoniformes, Salmonidae. The record is from RefSeq and is a predicted model, not a curated record. The coding region runs from base 22 to 1515 and encodes 497 amino acids. The transcript has 7 exons. Gene Ontology annotation, cellular component: nucleus. Gene Ontology annotation, molecular function: transcription cis-regulatory region binding. Gene Ontology annotation, biological process: regulation of transcription by RNA polymerase II.
GUGAAUGUUGAGAGCGUCGAGAUGGAGCCCAACUCACUCACGUGGGUCGGCUCACCUUGCGGUUUUCACGGACCUUACAUUUUCUACAAGGCUUUUAGGUUUGACAUUGAAGCCAAUCCUCGGAUCCUGUCUCUGGGAGACUUUUUCCUAGUGAGGUGUAGACCCGGGGAACCGCUCUGCAUAGCGGAGCUACAGCUGUUAUGGGAAGAAAGAACCAGAAAACAACUUUUAUCCAGCUCCAAACUUUAUUUUCUCCCCGAAGACACCCCUCAGGGACGGAUUGUCAGUCACGGAGAGGAUGAGGUCCUGGCUGUGUCUGAGAAGGUGGUGGUGAAGUUACAGGACCUGGUCAGAUGGACUGUAUGGGACUCUUCAGGCUGGAGCAGGGGCCUGAAGGCUGCACCUCUAAAGCCCAGUGAGGUGCUCCAAGAGCUGGAGAAGAAUGGACAGAGAGACACCCCUGUCCUCCACCGGUGCAGAGAGUCAACACUCAACACCGGCCUCAACUUCAAAGACGUUUUAAAGGACACGACUCAACUAGGUGAUGACGGGGACCAGAAGCGUGUGUCGGUGCUGUCUUACCCCCAGUAUUGUCGCUACCGUUCCCUAUUGGCCCGGCUGAAAGAAAGACCCGCCUCUCUCCUCACCUCACAGGUGGUUCUGGCCCUGGGGGGCGUGACCUCACUCACAGACCACACCCAUAUCCUGUACUGCAGGGACACCUUUGAACACCCCACCCUCAUCGACAACGACAAUGUCUGUGAUGAGUUCGGUGAGUGCCUGAAAUAUUACUACUGUACUGAAAUACCCCCUGUUGUACUGAUAUGCUCUGUCCUGUCGAGUGUGACACUGUUCUCCACACUGACCCUGCUUGUCACUUCCUGCUUUGAUGUGAUCAGUGUUGUCAGUGUGAUCCGUGUGAUCCUUGUUGUCAGUGUGAUCCGUGUGAUCCGUGUUGUCAGUGUGAUCCGUGUUGUCAGUGUGAUCAGUGUUGUCAGUGUGAUCAGUGUGAUCCGUGUUGUCAGUGUUGUCAGUGUUGUCAGUGUGAUCAGUGUUGUCAGUGUGAUCAGUGUUGUCAGUGUGGGCAGUGUUGUCAGUGUGAUAAGUGUGAUCAGUGUUGUCAGUGUGAUCAGUGUUGUCAGUGUGAUCAGUGUUGUCAGUGUGAUCAGUGUGAUCCGUGUGAUCCAUGUGAUCCGUGUUGUCAGUGUGAUCCGUGUUGUCAGUGUGAUCAGUGUUGUCAGUGUGAUCAGUGUUGUCAGUGUGAUCAGUGUGAUCCGUGUUGUCAGUGUGAUCCGUGUUGUCAGUGUGAUCAGUGUUGUCAGUGUGAUCCGUGUUGUCAGUGUGAUCGUGUUUGUGAUCAGUGUUGUCAGUGAGAUCAGUGUUGUCAGUGUGAUCCGUGUGAUCCCUGUUGUCAGUGUGAUCCGUGUUGUCAGUGUGAUCCGUGUUGUCAGUGUGAUCAGUGUUGUCAGUGUGAUCAGUGUUGUCAGUGUGAUCAGUGUGAUCAGUGUUUGUUGA